AUGCUUAUUCCAAGAGAAGAAAGAAAGAAGAUCCACCAAUACCUCUUCCAAGAAGGUGUCGUUGUUGCCAAGAAGGACUUCAACCAACCAAAGCAUGAAGAAAUUGACACUAAGAACUUGUUCGUCAUCAAGGCUUUGCAAUCCUUGACCUCCAAGGGUUACGUUAAGACUCAAUUCUCGUGGCAAUACUACUACUACACCUUGACUGACGAAGGUGUCGAAUUCUUGAGAACCGAAUUGAACAUCCCAGAAGGUAUCUUGCCUUUGACCAGAUUGAAGACUGCUCCAGCUGAAAGACCAAGAAUCGCCAGAGGUGGCCCAAGAAGAGUUGGUGGUGGUGAAUACAGAAGAAGAGCCAGAGAUUAA
Messenger RNA from Scheffersomyces stipitis CBS 6054, 366 nucleotides. RefSeq names its product 40S ribosomal protein eS10 (gene RPS10). The transcript is spliced from 2 exons. Gene Ontology annotation, cellular component: cytosolic small ribosomal subunit. The record is from RefSeq and is a predicted model, not a curated record. The coding region runs from base 1 to 366 and encodes 121 amino acids. Gene Ontology annotation, molecular function: structural constituent of ribosome; RNA binding. Lineage: Eukaryota; Fungi; Ascomycota; Pichiomycetes; Serinales; Debaryomycetaceae.